This is a messenger RNA of Paramecium pentaurelia, 489 nucleotides long. The record is from the annotation of a GenBank genome assembly. Lineage: Eukaryota; Ciliophora; Oligohymenophorea; Peniculida; Parameciidae.
AUGUUUCUGCAGUUUCUUUAUUUUAAAUGCUUGGGAAUUUUUGUUGAGGCAUAAUAUAUUUAGAAUUUUGUCACUUCUUAAAUUUCUAAUAACGAAGGUCAAUAUUUUAAUAUUAAUUUAGGAUGGACAGUCGUAAAUCCUUAUAAUGGAGCAACUAAUAAUAUUACUAAUUGUGGAGGAAACAUCAUUUUUGGAGGAUACCAAGUUUUUGGAUGCACUUCACCAGCAAUACCUUAAGUAACUUAGGUGUUGAAAUAUUUUAUUCUGCCACCUCAUUAUAAUUUACGUAUUAAUAUCAGAUACUGGAAGUUUUAAUAUUAUCUUAUAUUAAGAAUUGAUGAUUGGCCAACCUCCCAAUACUUUUAUAUAUUUGCAGAUUAAUGGGUCCAAAGUUGGUAUGNCAUACAGCCAAAAAUAAAAGGUUUAAUAAUUCAUUAUUAGAAAUAUAAAUGCAAUAUAUAAAAAUAUAAAUGUAACAUAUAGAAAUGA